GCGCGGGGCCGCGCGGGGAGCGCGGCGCAGGCGGAAGAAUGUCAGUGGCUGCUUACUGUGUAUUUUGCUACAGAAAAAUAGGAACUUCUGGUCCAGCCACAAAAAAGCAUCUACCCUGGAAUGAUAUCAGAAAAAUUGCAAAGGUAACUGGAUCACUUAUACUAGGAGGCUUUGUAUUCAUUACAUAUGAAGUCCUGUCCUUAAAUAAGUUACUGCAAAUUGAUACUCAAGCUCUACAUCAAGAAAAACUUAAAUCCUAUGUAUACGUACGUACAGCUUCUCUAAGUCCAAGUGAAUAUCAAGGGAUUACAUACAAAGCCAGAAAAGAAAUCCAUAAAGCAGUGAGGAGAAUUCUAGAAACAGAAGCUAAAAUCUUCCGGAGACCUUUUAAUGAACAAUUCAGUACCUUUGAUGGAGAAGAUCAUGAGUGUGCCUUAUGGCUUCUCUUAAAGAGAAGUCAGUCAGAAGACAAAGCAAUCCGACUGCAGGCUGUACAAGACCUGGCAAGCAACAGUCACUGGCAUGAUUAUCAGUAUGUCACAGUUGCUCAAACCUGUGAUCAAAGGACUGCUAUAGGUUUGGCUCGAUCCAAAGAUGUUGACCUUCGCUUUUUCUUGCCUCCACCACCAUUGCCAAAAAUAAAGACUGUAAGUACAGGAAAAGACUAUUCCAUAGAAGAUGAACUUCGCUUGUUAUUGGUAUCUUUACCUCAGACUGGUCUUGAUCCAUGUGUCCAGUACUUCACAUCCCUUGCAUUAAGUGAAAGUAGCCACACUCUUGCUGCACAAAUGGGAGGCUUAUGGUGUUUUGGAGGAAAUGGACUUCCAUAUUGUGAGACAUUGAGUAAAAUCCCUUCAGAGACAGUGGAACUCUUUUGCUUGCAGGCUUUGGUACAGCAUUCUAAGAAGCCUAGAAGAACGCCAAAUGGGUACUGAUAGUUGGGAUGGAUAAAGUGCAGCUUCCUGGUAAUCUUUUCACAUCUUCCAUAUACACAGAUAUUCUGACUUAUUCUGGAAUUUGUUAUAUUCUAGAUUUUCAGUUUAAGCAAGUUGUUACUGUACUCAUUCCAAACAGAUGUUGAAAGCCACAGGCUUGAGCAUAUCAGCAGUUCCAAAGCUACCCUGCAUAUUCAUCUGGACUAAAUUGUUGCCCUUAGGAUCAGUAAUGAUAACAGUACUAUUUGGAAUGUAAAAAUACUUUUUCAUUUUGAAGAGAAGGAAUUAUAACAAUUGUAUUUUGGGUGAUGGACAAGUGGCUCUGGUUUAGAUAGUGCUUUAGCAAAUGCAGACAAUAGACCUGUUCACACUCUUGAACUUGAGUUGAAGUUUGAUCAUGCCAAGUGGAGACCAUUUCAUCUCUCUCAGACAUGAAGGAGGCUAGAGAGGUGAUACUCAGCGAUUUUCAAGUUGUCAAUUCAUAGGAAUUACACAUUUUGCAUAUUAAAACAUUAUUUCCUCUUCAAAUAUAGCAUAAUAAAUUCUAGAUUAAUAUAAUUUCUAUGCAACCAGGGCUGUGUUAUACCUGCUUCUUAAAACUCCUUAAUUUAUGAAUUAACAGCGUCUAAAAAACCUUUUGCAGAACAUCUAUUUAUUGUCACUGUAAUUUAAUUUGUAAUGCCAGAUUCCUUCUCACUGUGAAAAAAUUGAAGCUAAAGGAGGCCUCCAGCUGCUGCAGAGGAUAUACCAGCUACGUAAAGAUUCAGCAAAGAUACAGAGGAACAUAAUCCGC
This is a messenger RNA of Lonchura striata (white-rumped munia), 1728 nucleotides long. NCBI's taxonomy places the organism in Eukaryota, Metazoa, Chordata, Aves, Passeriformes, Estrildidae. The record is from RefSeq and is a predicted model, not a curated record.